AUGGUAGUUGUGAAUAAAGGUAACAUCAUACGAAGAUAUUCUUUCUACUCCGACUACGUUGAUGCUCUGCAAAUGUUUGAUAACUCAGGCUUGUACGUCUUCACUGACCUCACCGUCGAGACCAGACCUUGUGAAGAAAGAGUGUAUUAUCAUCUGGGGAUAGGUGGUAUUGGCGUUCCUGGCGUUGCUGGUGGUAUUGUUGCUCCUAGUACUACCGGUCGUCCUCCUCUACUCACCACGACUCCAUCAGUACCCACUGCCACAAGUAUUAGUGAGCAGGAAGACAGUGAUACAGAGGCUGACGCUCCAAGGACCAACUUUCCCGAGACUUGGCUGUGGAACCUCGUCAUUCUCCCGUCUUCUGGUGUGAGCAGUCAAGACCUGACAGUGCCAGACACCAUCACUCAGUGGGUGGGCAAGGCUGUGUGUGCACACCCAGAGAAGGGCGUGGGACUUUCCCAGAGGAAGUCCAUCAUUACCUUCACGCCCUUCUUCGUCGACCUCACCCUUCCACCCACUGUCAAGAGAAGCGAGAUCCUUCCCGUCAAGAUGUCCAUCUUCAACUACCUGAGUCAGCCAAUACCUGUGACUGUACAAGUGGAGGAGAGCAGUGAAUACGACAUCCUUGAGGAACCUGGACAGCAAGGUCUUGGAAAACAAAGUUCGUGUUUGCCAGCGCAAGAUAAAGUCGUCCGUACAGUGAGGAUCAAGCCAGGUGUGAUCGGUGAAGUCAACAUUACGGUGACGGCGUUCGUGGAUCACCAGUUCUCAGGGGCGUGUGGCUCAGGAGACACAUCAAUCACCAGAAGAGAUGCUUUGAUAAAACCAAUCAAGGUUGAGGCUGAGGGUUUCCUGAGAGAAAAAACCUGGACCAAGUACAUCUGCACUGAAGAUGUGAAGACGGGAGACGACUCUCUGGAACAGUGGAAGCUGCAGACACCUUCACACAUCGUUGAAGGAUCAGAUCGAGCCUGGGUCACGGCUGUUGGAGACCUUCUUGCUCUCACACUUGAGAAUCUUGGAAACCUGAUCAGAAUGCCAUACGGGUGUGGUGAACAAAAUAUGCUGAACUUCGCCCCCAAUAUUUUCAUCAUGCAGUACCUAAAGGCUACAAAACAAUCUACACCGGAAUCUACAAAGAAGCUUCUCACAUUUAUGAAGACAGGUUAUCAACGAGAGCUAUUGUACCGGAGACGUGAUGGCUCCUACAGCGCCUUCGGCAACGCUGAUGAUUCUGGCUCCACUUGGCUCUCGGCCUUUGUUCUAAAGUCCUUCGCUCAGGCUCAGGAAUUCAUUUUGAUUGACAACAAGGACUUGAACCAAACCAGCACUUGGCUCCAGAAACAACAAGGAAGUGACGGUUGUUUCAACAGUGUUGGUAAGCUCUUCCACAAGGCAAUGCAGGGAGGAAUCGAGUCAAGCAACUCUUCUGUACCUCUGACCGCGUACGUGAUGAUCGCAAUGCUGGAAGCCGAUGAUGAAUCGUGUAGCCUGUCUGUUUGUCAGGCUACUCAGUGUCUACAUGCUGACACCACUCAGCACCCUUAUAUCUUGGCGCUGAAGGCCUAUGUUUUCGCCCUGGCUAAGGUUCCAGAGGCCGAAACCGUUCUCCAACAGUUGUUGAAGCUGGCCAUUGUUUCUAAGAACUCCACCCACUGGGAGCUGCCUAAGGGUCCAGGAAAAUCUAAGGCAGUGGCAGUGGAGACAGCUGGUUACGCUAUCAUGGCUAUGAUGACACUGGACUCUGUCAAGUAUCGGGAUCAAGCAAGGAAGGUUGUUAAAUGGAUAACAACCCAAAGAAACGGACAAGGAGGAUUCUACUCCACACAGGACACAGUGGUAGCACUGCAGGCUCUAGCACUGUAUGCUACGUACACUUACCAGGGACCUUUGUACGUUGUAGCAUCAGUGAAAGGUACUGGCUUCUCCCACAGCUUCAAUGUCACUGAAGACAACAGACUUCUACAACAGCUCGUAAAACUGCCAGUACUUCCUACCGCCGUCUCUGUCACACUGCAAGGACAAGGAUGUGCUGUUCUGCAGGCUGUUCUUCGGUACAAUAUUCCCGAGGCUGAAGCAAGUGAUGCCUUUGAUAUGACUGUCAACACCAUCACAGUCCCGGACAACAAGUGUGUUACUAAACGUAUCACUGCCUGUGCUUCCUAUAUACUCCCAGAUGGCAAGUCUAACAUGGUAGUUAUCGAAGUAGAUCUCAUUUCCGGUUACAUUCCCGAGAAAGAAGAUCUUAUGAAGCUUGUAAGGGAUGAUCUUAAUAUAAAGAGAUAUGAAGUUGAUGGUAGCAAGAUCACCUUCUACAUUGAAGAAUUAACUGCAAAGGACACCUGUGUAAACUUCCGUGUGAUAAGGGACAUUGAUGUGGAGAAUGUCAAGCCUGGGUCAGUCCGCAUCUAUGACUACUAUAAACCAGAAUUCCAGAUUUUUAAGAGCUACACGCUGCCACCUACCACUGAGUGCCGCUAGGAGGUCCAGUCUUCAUGUUAGUGCUCAAAGUAACAUUCACUGCUUUCAACAAUUUUAUCAGCUCUUUAUUAACAGCUGAUGCUAGAAUCAUCAUCGCACUAAGCUUAAUAAACGAUGCUAAUGUAUCAAAGUCAUGGAUGACUUUAUGAUCAAUAACAUCGUAUUGAGGAAUGACAUUUAUUAUCUCUGUUGUUUUAUUACUACGGUUUCCUAUUAUACUGAUAUUCUUUAA
Messenger RNA from Cherax quadricarinatus, 2713 nucleotides. The record is from RefSeq and is a predicted model, not a curated record. Lineage: Eukaryota; Metazoa; Arthropoda; Malacostraca; Decapoda; Parastacidae.